AUGGCGGCAGGCCCGCCCACCGUCGAAGAUCAGGGCCGAUUGCUGGAGGAAGCGCUAGGAGUCGUGCGUCAACAGUCACAACAGAUGCGCAGAUGUUUAGAGACCCCUGGCAAGCUCAUGGACGCUCUGAAAUGCGGGUCCACCCUCGUAUCUGAGCUGCGAACACCUACUCUUGGACCAAAGCAAUACUAUGAGUUGUACAUGGCUGUCUUUGAUGCUUUGCGGCAUCUGUCCGACUACCUCCGCGACUCUCACCCGGUCAAUCAUCUCGCCGACCUUUACGAACUCGUUCAGUAUGCAGGCAACAUCAUACCAAGAUUGUACCUUAUGAUUACCGUGGGGACGGUUUACAUGGCGGUCGAAGAUGCCCCCGUCAAGGAGAUUAUGAAGGAUAUGAUGGAAAUGAGUCGUGGUGUCCAGCAUCCCAUCCGAGGACUUUUUCUCCGUUACUAUCUGAGCGGACAGGCGCGAGACCAUCUCCCAACGGGGAAGGAGGAGGGCCCCCAAGGCAACCUUCAGGACUCCAUCAAUUUCAUCCUCACAAAUUUCGUGGAAAUGAACAAAUUAUGGGUGCGCUGGCAACACCAGGGUCAUUCCAGAGAAAGAGAACAGAGAACUCAAGAGCGAAGAGAACUGGAACUCCUGGUGGGAAGCAACUUGGUGAGACUCAGUCAAUUGGUCGAUUUGGAGACCUACAAAACCACCAUUAUUGCCCCGCUGUUGGAACAAGUUGUCCAAUGUCGAGAUGUGCUGGCUCAAGAAUAUUUGCUCGAAGUCAUCACCAAAGUCUUCCCGGACGAGUAUCAUCUUCACACUCUAGAUCAAAUGCUCUCUGCAAUCGCAAGACUGAACCCUCACGUCGAUAUGAAGAAAAUUGUCAUUGGUCUGAUGGAUCGCCUGUCAACAUACGCCCAGAGAGAAUCCGAAGGAGCCCCGGCGGAGGAAAAGCGUAAGGCUGAAGAAGAGGCGGCAAUUCGAAUGCUUGAGAAAGUCGAUCUUAAUCACGAACCUAAACCUGCUCCCGCAGCUGAACCAGAAAUCCCAAAGACCAACGGCACGGAUCCCAAAUCACCGACCGAAACGCAACCAAGUGAGUCUGAGCCGGCAACCCCGGCGACUCCGGCAACCAAUGGAGAUAAGACUGGCUCUGGAAUUGGAGACGUCAAACUUUUUGAAAUCUUCUACGAACAGGUCGUGAAUCUGGUGAAAUCUCGAGGUCUCCCUAUUCAGGACACGAUGGCUCUCUUGACUUCUCUUGCCAAUCUUGCCCUGAGUAUUUAUCCGGACAGACUGGAGUACGUCGACCAAAUUCUGGCGUAUGCCCGUGAAAAAAGUGCCGAAUACAUGGAUUCUGCCGAUCUUCAUUCCGCCACCACACAAGCAAAUAUGCUCAAUCUCCUUCUCUCGCCAAUUCGGACAUACUUCUCUCUCUUCACUGCGUUAGCCCUUCCUAAUUACCUUCCAUUAUAUCAAUCACAAACCUACGCCACCAGACGAGCCGUUGCUGGCGACGUGGCCAAGAACAUACUCCGAAACCGAAUCAAGAUUACGACAACACAGCAUUUGGAAGGCAUUUUGUCACUACUAAAGGUCAUCAUCAAGGAAGGAAUUCAGCAACCAGGCGGUUACCCUGGCCUGAACCGCCAGAGGGGCGGAGAGUCGGACGAGACCGUAGAAGAACAAGGCUGGCUCGCGAGGAUAGUCCACUUCAUCCAGGGACCAGACAAUGACACUCAACUCAAGCUGCUGCAACAAACACGGAAAGCUUAUGAAGCCGGUAACGAGAGGAUAAAAUACACCACUCCAGCCAUCAUUACGGCUUCGAUGAAGUCGGCACGAAAAUUCAAAUCUCGAGAACACUUCGACGAUAAUUGGCAAAAUCAAUCGUCCGCUCUAUACCGAUUCAUGCAUCAGACCCUCUCUCAGUUGUAUACGCGCGUCAACCCUGCUGCAGCCGAGCUGUGUCUUCGACUCUUUGUUUCUUGUGGUCAAAUUGCGGACCAGUGUGGAUUUGAGGAAUUUGCAUAUGAGUUUUUUGCACAAGCGUUUACCAUCUACGAGGACAGCAUCAGCGACUCUAGGGCGCAAUUCCAAGCUGUUUGCAUUAUUGCCGGAGCCCUGCAGAUGACCCGAGGUUUCGGAAAGGAGAACUACGACACUUUGAUUACCAAGGCGGCGCUACAUGGAAGCAAAUUGUUGAAGAAGCCAGACCAAUGUCGUGCGGUGUAUUUGGCAAGUCACCUUUGGUGGUGUGUGGAGAUCCCUGGCCGGGAAGAGGAUCCCAAGACGUUCUACCGCGAUGGUAAGCGUGUUUUGGAAUGCCUUCAGAGAGCACUACGUGUUGCGGAUGCUUGCAUGGACACCGCCGUGUCGGUUGAGUUGUUCGUCGAGAUUCUAAACAGAUAUGUGUAUUAUUUCGACCAGCAAAACGAGACCGUAACAACCAAAUAUCUGAAUGGGCUUAUUGAAUUGAUCCAUUCCAACUUGUCUACUACCAAUGCAGAGGGAAAUAGUCAAUCCAUGGAGAAUCCGAAACGCCAUUUCUUCAGGACCUUGGAGUAUAUCAAGUCGAGGGAAUACGAGGGCGUGGUCACGGAAGCAAGACAGUGA
Messenger RNA from Rhinocladiella mackenziei CBS 650.93, 2610 nucleotides. RefSeq lists its product as uncharacterized. NCBI's taxonomy places the organism in Eukaryota, Fungi, Ascomycota, Eurotiomycetes, Chaetothyriales, Herpotrichiellaceae. The record is from RefSeq and is a predicted model, not a curated record. The coding region runs from base 1 to 2610 and encodes 869 amino acids. The transcript is spliced from 6 exons. Gene Ontology annotation, biological process: retrograde transport, endosome to Golgi; intracellular protein transport. Gene Ontology annotation, cellular component: retromer, cargo-selective complex; late endosome; retromer complex.